CUCGAGAAGCAUUUGAUGGUUUCAGUGAGAAUUACAUUGAAGAAGCUGCAGACAGAGGUUCAGAUCAUUCAGGUGGAACACUAGAAAGGUACGUCACAGCACAAUCGGGAGAUAGGGCAUUGAACCUAGUGAGAAGGGAUUCGUGGAGACGAGGGGACGAUGUCAUAGCUAUGAGGAAACCUGACUACGAGGCUAUUCCACACCCUGUUUCAAACCCUGUACCAAAGGACAAUAACGAAACAAGGAAAUUCGGGAAGCUUAUCGACCGCAAACGUAUCAGGGAGAAGUAUGAAGAUAUGCUCAGCAUCUCUUCAAUGGAAAACAAUCCCCCGAUUCCUACUCCUUCCAUCUCCGAUAGAUCAUUAGCUGCGAUUGAGGCCAAUGUGGCACGAGCCAGGAGACUUGGUGUCGUUGUUGGAGAUGACAUUGUUGACCGAAAGGAAGGCAUCAUUGGCCAGCUGCAUCAGAUUGGUUCGACAGAGCUAAGGGUCAUGCCAAGGAUCGCGCAAGCAAACGUUUUUUUCUACAUGAUGGCUGCUGGCGAAGACUACCAGAUCAUAAUCAACGGUCGGGGGAAAUGGAAUGAAGUCCAUUAUCAAGACUACGAGGAUGAUAAGGUGAUCAUGCGUUGGCUCAUAGACAGUCGGUCUUGUCAGUAUUGGAUCUUCAACGUGGACAAUAUAUACUGCAAGAAAUGCGUUUCAGGUUGGGAAAAGAAGGUGAGUGCCUAUCUCAAUCUCUGAAACAAGCUGACAAAAGGGAACUAGCGGAAGAUGAGCAGAUUCAGGAGCAAGGCCGGAGUACACACUCGAUGCUCUCGAAUCAAAUGCCCGCAUCAUACCAAGGC
Messenger RNA from Amorphotheca resinae ATCC 22711, 847 nucleotides. RefSeq lists its product as hypothetical. The record is from RefSeq and is a predicted model, not a curated record. Bases 171 to 743 code for a protein of 190 amino acids. The transcript has a single exon. Lineage: Eukaryota; Fungi; Ascomycota; Leotiomycetes; Helotiales; Amorphothecaceae.